Molecule: messenger RNA, 759 nt
Organism: Cladocopium goreaui
Lineage: Eukaryota; Dinophyceae; Suessiales; Symbiodiniaceae
Source: the annotation of a GenBank genome assembly
AUGAGGUUUCCAGCAUUGAUCGUGGCAGUAGCUACAAAGGUUGCAUUGGCUGAAAACUGCAGUGACUGCGUUGUGCUCCCCUGGCGUUUGGCGCACACGGGAAGCACAGCCAGCACUGGGCCCGCCAUUCCGCCACGAUGCUUUCCGGACCACGAUAGCAAGAACGCACAGGAAAGUGAAGGCAAAGCUUGGCACUUUGGUUGUUUUUCCGUGACCUGUGCCCAGAAGGACGCGAAGAUACCCCUUUCCAACCGAGGCUACACUGUCAAGCUACAAAACCUGGGCAGCGGCUUCUGUGGACGGACGGAGGAUCAAAUUUUGGUUGCGGCGGAGCCGGCAUCCAACAGCAGCGCCAUGUCCAUCUGGGUGCGUUGCGCCGCCUUCGCCGAGGUGUGCGGCGAGUCCAACUCCGAGUUGGACGUGGAACAGAUCUUCUUGCUGGUGCUGAUUUGUGUCGCGACGUUGGUGGUCAUCGUGACCGGCAUCUUGAUGCUCAAGCACAAGCGCCCCAAGCGCAGUGGCUGGCGGGAACCCACGCGGCAAUGGUCACCCAGUGCCGCUGCCGCCACGCUGCGACGCGCCUCUGGGAGCUUCACAUCUUCCUUGCCGGGAGUCGCCUCCAGCUCCAUCGGACCACUGUCAAACAGAUCAGGCCCAAUUCCAAAGAUCUUAAUCUGGCCUCCCGACGCCGAAUAUUCGCCACCGGCGGUCUAUUCUCCGAAGGAGGAGCCUCGUCGAUCCACUGAGAUCAGCCUCUGA